AUGGGAGAACUUCGCAUCCACUCCGUGCUGGUGAGCGGCGCCAACCGGGGCAUCGGCCUGGGGCUCGUCCAGCGCUUCCUGGGGAUGCCAACCCCACCCAAGUGGGUCUUUGCGGGGUGCAGGGACCCCAAGGGGCAGCGAGCACAGUGGCACACAGGAGGAGCCUCUGCACAGCCCCUGCUGCCUCUGUGUGCCCACACAGUUCCCUCUCUGCAGGAGCUACAGAAGUUGGCCUCCAAGCACCCCAACCUGGUCAUUGUCCCUCUUGAUGUCUCCAACCCUGCCAGCAUCAAGGCAGCUGCAGCCACAGUUGAGAAGCACCUGGGGGGCUCAGGGCUGACCCUGCUCAUCAACAAUGCUGGGAUUGCCAAGUUCCAUAACCUUGAGGAUGAGACCCUGGAGGUCAUGAGCCAGGUUUACACCACCAACACCAUUGGACCAAUGCUGAUGGGCCAGGCAUUCCUGCCCUUGCUGAAGAAGGCUGCCCAGGGGAGCCCAGGCUCAGGACUGAGCUGCAGCAAGGCAGCCAUCGUCAACGUGGCUAGCAAUACUGGCUCCAUUGCAUCUUCCAUUGCAUGGGACAUGGUACAAUUAGUGUCCUACCGUUGCAGCAAGACUGCUCUCAACAUGCUGACCAAGUGCCAGUCCCUGGCGUACCGGGAGCACGGCAUCCUCUGCAUUGGUGUGCACCCUGGCUGGGUGCAAACUGACAUGGGGAGCACUGCUGGGCAAAAGGUAUGA
This is a messenger RNA of Dryobates pubescens (Downy woodpecker), 741 nucleotides long. RefSeq lists its product as uncharacterized. NCBI's taxonomy places the organism in Eukaryota, Metazoa, Chordata, Aves, Piciformes, Picidae. Bases 1 to 741 code for a protein of 246 amino acids. The record is from RefSeq and is a predicted model, not a curated record. The transcript has 5 exons.